Molecule: messenger RNA, 2015 nt
Organism: Cinara cedri
Lineage: Eukaryota; Metazoa; Arthropoda; Insecta; Hemiptera; Aphididae
Source: the annotation of a GenBank genome assembly
AUGUUGAAGACGCUAUUAGAAAAACCUGAUGAUGACAUUAAAUCAAUUUUAGUACCUAUGAAACCGUUAACACUAACAUUAGAUUUUAUUACCAUAUAACAGAAAAUGAUGCACAACUGAAAUAAAUUAAAUCUGCACAUAUUAAAAAAUAGCUGUAACAAUUCAAAUUGCAAACAAUCAAAUUGGAACAGAAACCAAAGUUUAACUUAAAUGAAACACAAUUAAAUAAAUUAAACAAAUCUAAAAAAGAAAAUAGAGGAUCAAGAUUAGAAUUAAAAUUUGAACAAAUUAAACAAGGUGGAUUUCUUCCACUUCAUUUCACUGGAAUAGGAACUGCAAGUGAAGUAGGGUGAAUAAGUUUGAUUGCAAAUCCUAUUAUAGAAGGAAAACAUAAGAUAGCAGCAGAAAAAGAACAAGAAAGUUAUAAUAAGGAAAUAGAAAAAUUGAUAAAACUUUACAAAUUGGAUCUGGAAUUAAAUAGAAGAAAAAAUAUCUUAAUACUUCCUGUCUUAAAAAAAAGAAAAUUGAUCGAUUAACUAAUUUUGAUAUCAUAAAAGUUGGUUGAAAAAUUAAAAAUUUUUGAGNAGAAUAUUAAAUUUAAAUAAUUCCAAUCAAGAAGGAUCACAUUGGGUUGAAUGGAUAAAACAUGAAAAUUUAAAUAUUUAUUUUGAAUCUUAUGAUUAUGCUAAUCCACCAAAAGAAUUGGUAAAAUAUUCAGGAGAAAAUAAUAUUAAAAUAACAUCUAGAAGAUUUCAAUACUAUUAUGAUCCGCCUAUUUUUGGAUAUUUGUGUUUGAAUUUUAUUAAAAAUUAUAAAAAAUAUACCUAAUUUAUAUAUCUAAAUCUUUUUUUAAUCAGGUCUCUGAUUUAAAAAAUAUUCAUAUUUCUUUAUUAAAAAAAAAACUUUUAUUUUCUUUAAAUAGUAAAAAAUAGGAAAAAAUAGCUUUAACAAUUCAAACAUUUUAAGAGAGUUAAAGAUAAUGAUGCAUUGUUCACAUUGGCUUCUACAACUGCAGCAAUACCAGCUGUUGGAAAAGUUAUUAUUGAGGAUUUUAAUAUUACGAUCCCACCAGUGGAAUAUCAAGAAAUGUAUAAAAUAAAAUUAAUAAAGGAAUUAACAAAAUUAUCUCAAGGAAAUAAUUACAGGUUAAAUUUUAAAUCUUGGCAAUGUAUGGAUGAAACCAAUUUAAUUGGUAAAACAUUUAAGAGAAAUAUGGCAAGUAGAUAUAGAAAUAAUCAUAAUCCAUUAUUCGCAAUUGUAGUAUUCCAAACAAAUUUAGAUAACAGGAUUAGAUUUAAACUAACAAGAUUAGAAACAGGAUUAAAAAAAGCUUCUGUAUUUGAUCAUUGUUAUAUAAAAAAUCUUAAGUUGAAAAUUUAUGGAUAGAGAUAUCCACAAGAAUCAUUAAAUUUAGAUCCAAAAAAUGAGAAAUUUUCACUUGCCUAUAAUAUGUAUAUAUCAUAUCAGAAAACUUUCCAUAAAUACAUCAAGAACUUUUACUGAUAACACAAAACACAAUUAGAAAAAAUAUCUAAAACUAUAGAAAUAUUUUUUUAAUAGAAAUAUUCUAUUAAGAAAGAAAAAUUAAUUUAUUAUUUUAAUAAAUAAGGACAACGAAUUUUUAGAACCAAGACACUGUCACAAAUGCAAAAAGAAAAUUAAAAAUUUUAAUUAAUUCAAGGUUCAAUCAGUGGUCUAUGGAGAAUUUCAACACAAUGUUUAAAAUAUAAAACAAACAAAUGUAAAUUUAUUAAAACUCUUAUAGGAAAAGAAAAUCACAUAGUAUUGAUGAUUUGUGGGCUGCAGAUUUAGUUUUAAUGAAAAAUUAUGGUGAUGAAAAUUCAGGUUAUUUAUAUAUGUUGAAUAUUAUAGAUAUUUUUUCAAAAUUUACUUGGUCUGAAUCUCUUAUGAAAAAAGAUUGCAAAAAUGUUACUAAAGGUUUGGAAGAAAUAAUAAAAAGAGUUAAACUACAGAAACAUAAUUCAUCAACUGCAUUACCAAUUACUUCACACUGA